AUGCUCUCCUAUAAGUACCGGCACAGAGUGAUGAACGGCAGCUGCAAGUUGGGGGAAGCAGCUGGGAAAAUGCGUCUUCAAGAAGAAUAUGAUACUCCUACUCCUACUGACAGGUUAAGCCACCUUCCAGACCCCAUUCUCCAUCAAAUUCUUUCAUUUCUAGAAACCAAAUCCGCCGUUCAAACCUCCGUAUUGUCCCGUGCGUGGAGAUGCGCUUGGAGACAUGUCCCUGCCCUCGAUAUCGUUAGCCUUUUUUUCGAGGAGUAUGGGAGUUUCGUUAGCUUUGUGGACAUGGUUUUGUCCCUUCGAUAUCCUCUCAAUCUCCAUAAGGUAAGCUUCAUCGACAAUGUGUUUGUGAAUGAUAAUGUGUUUGUGAAUGAUGAAGAAAUUGAUGAGCAUCGGAGGUUCCCUAGGGUUAUAGAAUAUGCCCUCGCCCAUAAUGCUCAACAUUUGAUGGUUGUUGUGGACAAGCCUUGGUCGAUCCAGGAAACUUGUUUGGUUAGGUCUGAGUUGAAUUGCAACCUCAAGACUCUAGAUUUAACAUAUGCGUUCCUCGACCGCGUUGGAUUUGGAUCUUCUGGGUUUCAGUCGAUGACAACUCUGCAUUUGCACGAUUGCUUUCUGCAUUCUGAGCAGAAUCUCAUAUGUUUUCCGAACUUUCCUUGUCUGGAGAAUUUGGUCUUGAAUGCCUGCCUAGGCCCCAUUUCUUGUCCAUACCGUCAGAGUAUACAGAUAUCCGUGGUCCCUUUGCGCAGCUUGAAGCUAACCGGAUGCUUUUUUAACAAGAUUGAUGUAUCUGCACCAUAUCUGAAAUUCUUCACUAUUGACGAUGCCGAGAUCCCUCUCGAGUUCGUAGAGCUGAGCCUUCCUUCACUCGAUUGUGCUGAUGUUCGUAUGAACAGAAGUUCGGACUUCGAGUUGAUUGCCUUGUUCUUUGGUGUGCACAAGGCAAAAUCUCUGACGCUGGAUUCAAAAACCAUCCAGAUACUGAAGAAGAUCCAUGAUGAAUUGCCUGAACAACAGCCAUCGAAGGGAUUGAAGUCCUUGAUCUUGAUGUCCAACAGUGUAUCAUGCAUAAGAGUUGUCAAUCGCUUUCCUCAGGAUCCUCUAGUGAAGAACCGGCUUCUAGACAUAAUUAGUUGUUACAAUGAGUAUGAACUCAAUUUGUAG
Linum tenue is the source of this 1170-nucleotide messenger RNA. NCBI's taxonomy places the organism in Eukaryota, Viridiplantae, Streptophyta, Magnoliopsida, Malpighiales, Linaceae. The record is from the annotation of a GenBank genome assembly.